CUAUGCCUUUUGUGUUAUGGCUAGACAGAGAGAGGGGGGAGAGGGACUUCCGGGCUAGUGGACGGUUUUCUCCCCAAAGGCCGGAAGCUUCAGUGUUUUCCUUCACUCUAUGGUCGUGGGUAGUCCUACUUGGAGUUCUGGGGGGGAGGGUGCCCCUCUUGAGGUGAUGGGGCGGGGGCUAAAUCAUAACUAAUAAUAAUAAUAAUGCUUAAUAGGUAUAUAGCACAGGAACGUAUUCGAGCGUCUUGCACACCUUAUAUUGGAAGUAAACAACGACCCUGAAAGCAACAAAAGAAGGCCUUUGUAGAGGUUGUAGUUCAGAACAAGUGUGAAAUAUGUUUAUCUACAGUUGAUUGCUGGAUAUUUCUGCUACAAAAAGCAUAUCCUCCAGAAAAAGUGAAUUUUCACUGAAGCUGAAAAGGGGUACCAAAAAUAAAGGAUGUCUGUUCAAUUACUAACCUGAAGAUAAAAGGGAUCUCUAGAGAACAGAAAAGGAACUCUAUGUCCGACUGUGGUACCACAGGCCAUGCAAAUGGGCAUGGCACAGCUUUUCCAGCUUGUCCUUUCCCCUUCCUUCUGUUGCUAGAGACUUUCCAAAAUGUUUAGCGCAGCCCAGUCAUCCAAGGCCCAGUUCCUUGACAAAGCGCGCCAGGCCCGAGAGGAGCGCAGGGAGCUGAAGGAGCGUGAGCGAGCCGCCGUGCAGACUCAAGCCCUCGUCCGGAGGUUUCUGUGCCGCUGUCGGCUGCAGCGCGAAAUCAGGAGAGAAGUGGACGUCUUUUUGGAUGUCAACACGCCUGGGAAGAAGACAGCCCUUUCCAUCUUCAAAACAUCCCGCAAGCUGCUCUUUGUCUUCAGGUGCCAAGAUGACAAAGAGAGAUUUGAAAAGUUGUGUCGUUGCAUACUCAACAGUAUGGAUGCUGAGAAUGACCCAAAGGUGUGGUACGUGUCUCUCGCGCUUUCGAAGGAGCUCACACUGAUGUGGAUCAAGCAGGUCAAGGAUGUGCUGUGGUUUUGCUGUGAGUUUCUGAAGCGGCUUAAGCCGGACAUAUUGCAAGAUUCUAAGCUGGUGAAUUUACACCUCACAAUGCUGGUGACGUUUACGGACACCUCCUCAUGGAAAAUACUGAGGGGAAAAGGAGAAGCUCUGCGGCCUGCCAUGAACCACAUCUGUGCAAAUAUCAUGGGGCAUCUGAAUCAAAAGGGAUUUUAUUCUGUGCUUCAGAUUUUGCUGACAAACGGCUUGGCCAGGUCCAGACCUUCCCUCUCCAAAGGCACUUUAACUGCGGUCUUUUCUCUUGCAUUGCGCCCUGUGGUUGCGGCUCAGUUUUCCGACAAUCUCUUGCGAUCCUUUUUGAUCCACAUCAUGUCAGUGCCUGCCAUAGUGACCCACCUCACUACUCUUACGCCUGAGCGCCUGGCAGUGAUAGAAUCUCAGGACCUCCUGCGCAAAUUUAUAUUGUUCUUGAGCCAUGAAGAGCACUGCAGAGAUGUCUGCACAUGUUUAGAAGGAAGCCACACACUCUGCCUUCUGGGCAACCUUGUCUACUUAGGGUCCCUGAGCGACAAAGUGCUGGAAGAGGAGACGGUGCCCUUUGUGAGCGUGCUUGUCCAGAUGCUCUCUUACUGCCAGAAGUACGUCUCCCAGAAGAAGUCCAACCUCACACACUGGCACCCUGUUCUCGGCUGGUUCUCCCAGCCGGUGGAUUAUGGCUUGAACGAAUCCAUGCCCCUGCUCACGAAACAGCUGCAGCACGUUUGGGGGGUCCACCUGAUCCGCAUCCUCUUCAGCGAUGUCCUCAGCAAGAAGCUCCAGGAGAGCCAAGAGGCGACUCGGCCGUUGGCACCAGCUACCUCCCCGCAGAACAGCCUGCCCGUGAAGAACCUUUUCAAGCGCGCUUUCCAGAAAUCUGCGUCUGUCCGCAACAUCCUGAAGCCUGUUGGGGGUAAGAGAGUGGAUUCGGUGGAGGUGCAGAAAGUCUGCAAUAUCUGUGUCCUGUAUCAGAUGGCGCUCACUACUCUGACACAGAUCCGGCUGCAGAUUCUCACAGGCCUGACCUACUUGGAUGACCUGCUGCCCAAGCUGUGGGCCUUCAUCUGUGAGCUGGGCCCCCAGGGGGGCUUAAAACUCUUCCUGGAGUGCUUGAAUAAUGACACGGAGGAGUCCAAGCGGUUGCUGGCCAUGCUGAUGCUUUUCUGCGACUGUUCCCGGCAUCUCAUCACAAUUCUUGACGACAUUGAAGUCUACGAAGAGCAGAUCUCGUUCAAACUAGAAGAGCUCAUCACUAUCUCGUCUUUCCUGAAUUCCUUCGUGUUUAAGAUGAUCUGGGAUGGAAUUGUGGAGAGUGCUAAAGGGGAAACUCUGGAGCUGUUCCAUUCGGUCCAUGGUUGGCUGAUGGUCUUAUACGAACGAGACUGCCGUCGGCGUUUUGCUCCAGAUGACCACUGGCUGCGCAAGGACCUUAAAGCAAGUUUGCUGUUCCAGGAGCUUGAUAAAGACCGGAAGCGAGCUCAGCUGGUCCUACAGUAUAUUCCCCACGUCAUCCCCCACAAAAACAGGGUUCUUCUCUUCAGGAACAUGGUAACAAAAGAGAAGGAGAAACUCGGCCUGGUGGAGACCAGCUCUGCAUCGCCUCAUGUCACACACAUCACCAUCCGUCGGUCACGCAUGCUGGAGGAUGGGUAUGAACAGUUGCGGCAGCUUUCCCAGAAUGCCAUGAAGGGGGUCAUCAGGGUGAAGUUCGUGAACGACCUGGGAGUGGAUGAAGCUGGCAUUGACCAAGAUGGCGUCUUCAAGGAGUUCCUCGAGGAGAUCAUCAAGAAAGUCUUCGAUCCUGCGCUCAACCUCUUUAAGACCACCAGCGGCGAUGAGAGGCUGUACCCGUCCCCGACAUCCUACAUCCACGAGAACUACCUCCAGCUCUUUGAGUUUGUUGGGAAGAUGCUUGGAAAAGCUGUUUACGAGGGGAUUGUCGUGGAUGUUCCUUUUGCAUCUUUCUUCCUCAGCCAGUUGUUGGGGCAUCACCACAGCAUCUUCUACAGCUCCGUGGAUGAACUUCCCUCGCUGGAUUCAGAGUUCUAUAAAAACCUAACCUCCAUCAAGCGCUAUGACGGCGAUAUCAGUGACUUGGGCCUGACGCUCUCCUAUGAUGAAGAUGUGAUGGGCCAGCUGGUUUGCCAUGAACUUAUUCCAGGAGGGAAAACCAUCCCUGUCAGCAAUGAAAACAAGAUCAGCUACAUCCAUCUCAUGGCCCACUUCCGGAUGCACACCCAGAUCAAAAGCCAGACAGCUGCCUUCAUUAGCGGCUUCCGGUCAAUAAUCAAGCCUGAGUGGAUCCGCGUGUUCUCUGCACCUGAGUUGCAGCGGCUGAUAUCUGGCGACAACGCCGAGAUAGACCUGGAAGACUUAAAGAAACACACUGUGUACUACGGGGGCUUUCAUGGCAGCCACAGAGUCAUCAUUUGGCUCUGGGACAUCCUUGCCAAUGAUUUCAGCCCGGACGAAAGAGCCAUGUUCCUUAAGUUUGUUAGCAGCUGCUCCCGGCCCCCGCUCUUGGGCUUCGCCUACCUCAAGCCGCCCUUCUCCAUCCGCUGUGUGGAAGUCUCCGAUGACCAGGACACGGGGGACACCCUGGGCAGCGUCCUGAGGGGCUUCUUCACCAUCCGCAAGAAGGAGCCUGGAGGGCGGCUGCCUACCUCCUCCACCUGCUUCAACCUCCUGAAGCUGCCCAACUACAGCAAGAAGAGCGUCCUGCGGGAGAAGCUGCGCUACGCCAUCAGCAUGAACACUGGCUUUGAGCUCUCUUAGCUUCGGGGCGGCUCUCUGAGCUGCUGGCCAAAGCCAGGAGGGCCUCAUUCUGCUGUCACUUCCACUGCAUGGGCUGGAACUCUGGUGUGGGACCCUGAGCAGCUCUGAUGGCCCUGGACUGGACUGCUUUGCAGGGGGAACGUUCGUUGUUGAGCAGCUGGCCUGCUAUUAAAUGCAGCAUUGAGAGCCGACCUUGUGCAGUCACCAUUGGCGGGGGCUUGGCUAACAGAGGGUUUGGGGGGGGGGAGUCACAUGAACUGCUGAUGGACCCAGAGGGUGGAAGGUGUCCUGUUAGUAUUUUUUUUUAGUCUUCUUGGUCCUGUUUCUUUAGCAGCGGGUUUGCAUUGGCAUCUUCCUCCAGCCUCCCAAGCAAGGCCCUUGUAUUUGUUUUGGACAAACGGUCAGACCUUGUGGCUAGCAGGACUGGAGCCAACUCUUCCAAAACGCUGUAGAACAGAGGUGGGAGGAGGGAGGGGGCUGGCUUCUCCUGGCCUCUUCUGUACCUGAAAGAAAUGUUUGUGGCUGCUCAGACCGAGUGAACCCUUCAUGUCCCCCUAGCUAAACAGCCAGAAACACCGUGCCUGCUCAGAAUGCUAUGGAAAGGCAUUGAGGCAGUCUUGCAUGCUGGUUGAAGACAGCUGGCUUUCCACAAGCCUUAUCUCCACUUGUCCAGAGAGAUUUCAAGUUUUAUGUUCAUAUUUUCAGCAUUCCUCUCCCCCCUUCCCGAGUCUCUCUUCUUUUGUCAACCAAAACUUGCCCACAGCCACGUUUGCUUGCCAGACUAUUUUGAGUCGGCUUCUGGCCUUAACGUCUGUGCGUGCGCACGCACUUGUGUACAUGCGUCUACAGGCCUAUAAUGUUCAGUCGACCUUGGCACAAGUGUUUCCCCCUUACACGAGGGGCAUAUAACAGGUUUGUGAGAUGAGAUCCUUCCACCCACCCACGGCAAACCCUUCCUAGUUGUGGGCCUGCAGUCCACCAGCCGUUGGGGAGCAGCCUGUGCCAGUCUGGUGCCCUCCAUCAUACCUGACCAUUGGCCACACUGGCUAGGGCUGGUGGGAGUCUGGAGGAUAUCAGCCCCAGGAGAGAGGAGGCUGCCCUAGAAAUACCUUGGUUCUCAUACAAGCAGAGGCUGGCACAUAAAGGACUUUUUCAGUCCGUCCGUCCCCCUUCCUUUCAGCCAUGAACAAGAGACACUUUGGGGCAACUCUUUUCCUUGUUCAUUCCUAUGAAGGCAAGUGGGGGGUCAAGUGAACGGCUGAGAGGCCGGAGGAGGAGAGGCCUCUGCUAGACCUGCUGUUGCUGCCGGCACUGCAGGAAAGGAUAGGGCCAAAGAGCCCUUCAGCAGGGACUCUCUGGAUAGGGCCAUUGUUGGUGGUGGCCCCUCAUCAUUCUCUGCAUCUGGCCUGUUGAGACGUUUAGUAGCUGAUCUGAUCUGCAGAGGCUCCUGUGUGGUAUAGAUCAGCUCUGUGCUCCGCCCUCUCAGGGACUUCUCUAUGCAGAAUACAUUUUAAUUUUUAUUCAGGAAAGCCCCAUCAUCUCGAAACACUGACUCCAUUAAACUCUGCGCUGAGGUUGCUAGCAAUUCAUUCAGCCUUUGUGUCUGUUCUGUACUUGUGUUUGUAUGCACACCUGUUCUCCCCUAGCUCCCCACUUUUCACAUCCCUGGUUUGCCCCAUGGAAAGAGGGAAAACAUCCCCAGUGUUCUUGUCUGGCGGUUGUUCGGUCACCCUCCCUUUGGUUGAAUUCAGUUGCACCAUUUGGAAAGGACGGGAUCUUUCAUGGGUUGCAUGCCUCUGGUCGUGGUCUCAGUUUUGCCACAAGUGGGUGGGGCUUUUGGAAUGAAGAACAUGACAGAAACGUCACCUUGUGCUGGUAUCUUUCCUCCAUAAAAGUUGACUGUGUUCAGCCACACAAGAAAAAAUUUGGUUUAUUUUCAAGGGUACAGUUUUCAAGAUAUCCUAGAAAUCUAGAUAAUGGACCAUGCUGGAAGGCUUAAGUUCACAGAUCUUACCCCCAGGCGGCUGCAGAGUUCUCAUGUGACUCUGCAUAUCGAGGAGUUUGCAUCACAGAUCUCACACCUGAAAAUAUUUCCUGUAUGUGCAAAUUUUGCAAGCACAAGAGUGAAGGAAGGGAUUCGCCAUAAACUAAGCAAGAUGCAAAAUAUUCCAAGAAUAUUGGAUUUGCGGGUUUUGUUUUUGCAGAAGCCGUUAAAUGCUUCCCAAAAUUGAUGAGUGGCGCAGAGUGGUAAGUGGCGGUAACGCAGCCAAAGCUCUGCUCACUGCCGGAGUUCGAUUCCAACGAAAGGAGGAAGUCGAAUCUCCGGUAAAAGGGGUCGAGGUCCAUUCAGCCUUCCAUCCAUCUGUGGUCAGUAAAAUGAGUACCCGGCCUAUGCUGGGGGGUAAAGAAAGGCCAGGGACGGAACUGGCAAUCCCACCCCAUAUAUACGGUCUGCCUAGUAAACGUCGCAAGACGUCACCCUAAGAGUCGGAAACGACUCACACUAUAAGUGCGGGGACACCUUUACCUUUUACCGCUGCUAAGCUGUAACUUUGACAUGUAAAACAGUUUUUAAAAAACAGUUAAGGGCUAGGUGUAAAGGCACACUCAAGCAUCAAACUGUUAACUGAAAACCAAACUCCGCUCCCCACCCUUUCGUUGAUUUUACUUUAAACGUGUCUCCCUGUUUUAAAGUCUAGAUAUUGAACAGUUCUUGUUAGGAAUUUGACUAUUGCAUGAAGUAGCUAGCUAGGCUAGGCUAGAGCACCCUUUGCUGCCUUCCAGAUGUUCGCACCACAACUCCCUAACAGCCCAGUACUGCACUGGCUGGGGCCAAAGGAAGUCAUAGUUGAAAGCUGCUGGAGGGCACCAGCUAGUGAGAUGAUCUGGGGGCAUGGGGCAAUCUCCCCAGUAGAACUUCAGCAGGGUAGAAGUUUGGGGGUGGGGUGGGGAAAUGAGAGUAAACAGCCCCCUUCCCAGUGGUCUCUGG
Molecule: messenger RNA, 6794 nt
Organism: Rhineura floridana
Lineage: Eukaryota; Metazoa; Chordata; Lepidosauria; Squamata; Rhineuridae
Gene: UBE3B
Product: ubiquitin protein ligase E3B
Exons: 28
Coding region: 599-3805 (1068 amino acids)
Biological process (GO): protein polyubiquitination; ubiquitin-dependent protein catabolic process
Molecular function (GO): protein binding; ubiquitin protein ligase activity
Source: RefSeq, a predicted model, not a curated record